AUGGAUAAUAAAUUGAUUGAAAACAGUAAAUCCACUUAUUCCUUUUUUUUCAAAAACUUAUCUGUUACCGGUUUUUAUGAAGAAAACGCUCUGUUUAUGACUGUUAAGGAGUUAUUUGAUAACUCCAUUGAUGCGCUGUGUAGUAGUAAGGUACAUGAAAAUAAAGAAGACAAAAAAGGAGAAAAAAGAGUAGUACAAGAGGUCGAAAAAAAGGUUGACAAAAAAGUCGAAAUAUUAAUAAGGGAAUAUAACAAGAAUUUAUCUUUUUACGAAAUCACAUGUAGAGAUAAUGGUGAGGGGACAGAAAUAAAAGACUUAGAAAAAUUUUCGGAAAUGUUUUUAACAUCAAAGGAUAAAUGUAAAACUAGCGGUAAAUUUGGUAUUGGGUUGAAAACUAUUCUUUUGUAUUCGUUCAAAACAGCUUAUGGUUUUUUACACAUAAAAGCAAAAGUGAUAAAAAAUAAAAUAUGGGAUUUCAUGUUAGUAAUUGAUAAAGAUUUAAAUCAUACUUUUGUUCAAAAUUUUAAGGAAUAUGUUGAUGAAGAAUGGAAAUGGUCAAUAGAAAUAUCAGUUAUAUUGAAAAUUGAUAGUAAAUAUAUAUAUGAUAAAAGAAUACCUAUUUAUAUAAAUUUAACUCUUUUAUGGAAGAGAGAUAUAAUUGUCAAGUGCUGUUACGACAAUGAUAAAGAAUUUAUAUAUGCGUGCGAAUAUUUCUCUAAUGAUGAUAAAAAUUUGUUGUUAAACUCGUUGAUAGGGCAUUGUGAAGGUAUAAUAUUCCGAAAAACACACCUAAGUUCUUAUAAUUUGAGCAUAAAUGUUUAUAUUAAUGUAGGCAAAUCAGAUAAUGUCUUUACAAACAUACCAAAUAGUAAUACAGGUUUUAUUUUUUUAAUUCGCUACGUUAAUUCUAUGCCUCUCUUUGGCAAUAAUGCGGCUGAUUGUUCUAUAACAAAUGAUUGCAAAAAUUUUUUAAAACUCUAUGGACCUCAGUUUGGGAUGGAGCUCUUCAAUAUUGAAAACCUAAAUGAAUUGUGUCCAUACGAAUUAUCUAACUUGGAAUGUCUUGAAGAUUUAAAACAUAUAGCGCACGCAUUUUAUGUGAAGAGAUCGGAGAAAUCUACAUGGAACACAAUCAUUUUGGGGAUAGACGUUAGGGGAAGCGAUAUUUCCUUUGCUAACUUAAACAAAUCCUGCAUAAAAGAAGGAGAGUACCUAUCUAAUUUACUAAAAAAAUGCACACUGAAUUUGUUUAAUAGUGUAAAAACGGAACUACCACAGGAAUUUGAGAGUCUUUCAGAUUAUCAGCUAAGACAGGCUUUAGACAUAUAUGGUGUUCAGCUAGCUUCAUCAUUAAGUAAAAUAAUUCUAAAAGGAAGAGAGGAGUUUAAAAAUAAAAUAUUUUUCCUACUGAAUGAGAAGAAAAAAGAAAAUCCGGAUAUAUCUGAAAAGGAAAAAACCAGGAGCUCUAAUAGUAUAAAUGAGGAUGGCCUAUUCGAGAGGUUCUACCACCAUAUCAAGGAAAAGAUCUUGUCUAAUGAACGAGAAAAUGAUCUUGUUAAUAUGGAAAGUGCUUCAUCGGUAAGAUCAAAUAAAUCAGCAUGUGAACAAAACGCUCAGGAGGAAAAUGAUGCAGAUGACAAUGACGACGGAUAUGGAAAUGAUGAUGGAGAUGAUGAUGGAGAUGAUGAUGGAAAUGAUGAUGGAAAUGAUGAUGAAAGCGAUAAUAAUAAUUAUGGCGAUAGCAAUGGAUAUAAUGAAUAG
Molecule: messenger RNA, 1761 nt
Organism: Plasmodium malariae
Lineage: Eukaryota; Apicomplexa; Aconoidasida; Haemosporida; Plasmodiidae
Product: DNA topoisomerase VI, b subunit, putative
Exons: 8
Coding region: 1-1761 (586 amino acids)
Source: RefSeq, a predicted model, not a curated record